Messenger RNA from Carassius gibelio (silver crucian carp), 3674 nucleotides. RefSeq names its product Ras association and DIL domains 2b (gene radil2b). The transcript is spliced from 16 exons. Lineage: Eukaryota; Metazoa; Chordata; Actinopteri; Cypriniformes; Cyprinidae. Gene Ontology annotation, molecular function: GTPase binding. Gene Ontology annotation, cellular component: microtubule. The coding region runs from base 240 to 3494 and encodes 1084 amino acids. The record is from RefSeq and is a predicted model, not a curated record. Gene Ontology annotation, biological process: substrate adhesion-dependent cell spreading; neural crest cell migration; signal transduction.
CUCGGGAACGCGCCCAUGAUGCCCACAAGUGCUGCCCACGUAGACAGUUCAGCGCGUUUGAGACGCAGCGCUUUUGCAGCAGAAAGUUUCCUUCUGGGUGUCAUUCUGCUCACAGCAUUGAUUUGAAGAGUUCACGUUGCUUGUGGAGUGAUGUCGGCCGGUUCUUAGAGGAGUAUGAUAUGUGUGCUCAUUCUAACGGCCCGUUACUUUGACGACACGAGCUCUGGACAGCUUUGGGAAUGAUGAUCGGUAACGAGCGGAGCUCACAGACAUCCAAGCCGCCUCCUCCAGCCUCACCUGCGGCUUUACCGCUCAGCGCGUCCCGCAGAAGAUUCUCCCGAGUCGGGAGGAAACACAGCAAUGGAUCCGUCCAGUCCAGCUCAUCCAGCGGCACAGCCAGAUCAACGGAGAGCGUGGGAAUCCGGCAGCCAGCGAAGAACAAGAUCCGGCGUCACCAGCACCGUCUGUCGGCGGUGUUCGGCCGCGGGCCCAGAGAAGGUUCUGGAGAGAUGGCCGCUGAGGGAGAGGAGGCACUGGUGACAGACGACCCCUCCGAACUGUCCAAUCACAUCACGGCUCCAGGCAUUCUAAAGAUUUUUGGCACGGAGAUCUGUGAAGGAGCCAACUACAAGAGCGUCCUGGCCACAACACGCUCCAGUGCCAGAGAGCUGGUUAAAGAGGCACUCGCCAGAUACUCCCUGAGCAAAGAAGACACUGAUGACUACGUGUUGUGUGAUGUGAUCGGCUGUAUUGGAAACCAGUGCUGGAGGACUGAAUGUGUUCGUGUGGUGGGAGACAAUGAGAAGCCACUGCUGCUGCAAUCGCUCUGGAAACCCAAAGAAGGAUUCGCUCGACGCUUUGAGAUCCAGCGCAAAGCCACAGUAGAAGAAAACAACUCUAAAGACCAGGACACUGUGACCGCUGGAAUAAACGCACAGGCACGUAAGCUGCAGAAGACGCGCUGCAGAGGGAAAUCCGUGCCGCUGGACGUAUGCAUGAGCGAUGACGCAGUGGAUGGCAGACACAAUCUGUUUAAGAGUCUCAGUGAUUCAGAUCUGACAGCUGAAGCUCAAAGCACCUGUACGGAGCGAACGCAAGAGGAGGAUCCAGAGGCCGAGGCCGACAAAGCGACACAGUGUCCUGCUAAUGAACGGGAGGAGACGGAGAGCAGCGAUGACAGCGCCACACAGUAUUCCAUUCACCCGCCUCUGGACUUCCCAUACUUCCUGCUUCUGCAAGGCUUCAGUUACAGACAGGAUUUUGUCAUCUAUGCCCUGAUCAACAGCUGCACAGUAUUCGGACGCCACGAUGAACAAUCUCACAGUGAGACUGAGACUGAUGUCGAUCGCAUGAAUCUCUGGGCUCCCGAUCUUCUGCCCGAUCACUGCAGCGUCACUCGGGCGUCAGUGACCCGACUGAAACCCCUCAACAGAGCCAAGGUGAAGAGGAACGGAGCCAUCAUCAAGCACGAGGUGGAGCUGCAGUCAGGAGACAUCAUCGUUCUGGGCGAUCAUUACCUCUUCAUGUAUAAAGACCCCGCCGUUCCAAAGGUCGCGACCCCUGCAGAAGUGGCUCGGACGAGCAGACGGCCUCCUCUCUGUAAAUCGUGCGUGAGAGCGAGAUCCUGCUUCAGAGACGUGGAUGGAGCAGAGCUGCUUCUGUCGUAUGACGUGGAGCAUGAGUCCAGGGUCCUGAAGGAGAUCUUCGGCGUGGUUGAGCGGGAUCCGGCCGCACACAAACUGACCGCGGCCUUCCUGCUGUGUUUGUGUCUCCAGCAGUCCGCCGCUCACUUCUCAAUGCCGGCUCUCCGGCGACUGCUGCUACAGAUUGCCAACGAGCUGCAGACCAUCGUAUGGGAAAAGGCAAAGGAACUCGCAGCCUUGCAGCCUGAAAUAAGUGAGUCAGACGCGGCAGACUGGGCUUCUGGUGCUGACAGACUGAUCCGAGGUCUGGAGCCGCUGGUCCUCUGGAUGUCCAACUCCAUCCAGAUCCUGCACUUCAUCCACCAGGAGGUUCCUCGCCUGCUGCACGGAGUCUCUCAGGAGGAGGAGGAGGAGGAGGAAGACUGCAUUGCGGUGCUGGAGCUGCGGCUCUCCUCCGUGCGCUCGGCCAGUGAGGAGGCCAUGACGGUCCUGGAGGAGGUCCUGAUGUUCACCUUCCAGCAGUGUGUCUACUAUCUCACCAAGAUGCUGUACCCGCUUCUCCCCGGCGUUCUGGACAGUCAUGCGUUCUCUGACAGCGGGCAGCUGCAGGUGUCUCCUCAGGUCAGACGCGUGCUGGACGUCCUCAGUCAGAGUCUGCGUCUGCUCCGAGCGUUCGACGUGCAUCCAGACAUCAGCGCGCAGCUCUUCUCCUACCUCUUCUUCUUCAUCAACGCUCUGCUCUUCAACCUGCUGAUGGAGAGAGGGUCCGGAGGAGCGUUUUACUGCUGGUCCCGUGGAGUCCAGGUCAGGGCCAAUCUGGAUCUGCUGAUGGACUGGGCUCACGGAGCCGGACUCAUGGAUCUGGCUCACACUUACCUUCUCAAGCUCUCCUCAGCCGUCAAUCUGCUGGCCACACCGAAGGAAAACCUUCUGCAGAUGUCGUGGAAGGCUCUGCGGAUGGAGUUCCCGUCUCUGAACGCUGCUCAGCUCCAUCACAUACUGAGAGAGUACGAGCCGCGGCGCUCCUGUCCCGCAGCGUGGACGCCCUCGGGCGACGAGGACGAGGCGCUCGCAACCGCUGAUAUCCUGGAGAGCUUCGAUCAGCAUCCUCCUCUCGUCCUCCCUGCAGACGGCUUCAUACUGCAGCUGAGAAGAGCAGUCAGUGAGACACAGCUCAUUACACAGCUGCAGCGCUUUCAGAGGACCAUCAGAACCAUCACCACCCCUCAGCUGGCCACUGCAGUGCCGAUGGAGGCCAAGCUCACUAAGCUGGAGCUCCACCCUAAAGCUCAUCUGGAGGCGGGUCACACAGAGAUGGUGAUUCCUCACGCCGGAGCCAGUGACCUGAGCUCAUGUGAAGCUCUUUUGACCAGAAAGCUUCAGAGUCUUGAGCUACAGGAUAAAGAUGCGGCCCGUCCGGCGCUUGACCCGUCGUGUUUACUGACUCCACCGAACACGCCGCAGGACCAGGAGCUGACCGACUCGGACACAGAUUCACACCAGCACACCUCCACAGUCAGAGCGGAGGAAGGUGAGAGCCAGGAGGGUGAUGUGUUUGUGCUGGAGCUGCAGAGAGCCGCGUGUGGCUUGGGUCUGAUGCUGGACGCAGAGGAAAGCCCUUCUACUGUGAGCGGGAUUUACAUCCAGUCAGUGCUUCCAGACUCUCCUGCCGCUUUAUCCCAGAGGCUGAGAGCCGGCGACCGGAUUCUAGCCGUGAAUGGACUGAGUUUGUCCGGAGUCGACCAUCAGACAGGCCGGGAUCUCAUUAAGAUGUCAGGAGACAGGCCUCGGCUGCUGGUUGCCAGAUCUCACAGUGCUACAAAAGAAACAAGGACAAAGCCUUCUACAUAAAACCUAGUGUUAUUUAAAACUCUGCUUUUACCCUUAAAUAGAGAUGCAUAAAGAGUGGACAAAACAAAAUGGCAAAUACAACUUUUUUAACAUCUGGUUUUAUAUGUACAGGUUUCUUGAUUUGUGUGUAAUCUUUGCAUUUUGUGAUUAAAAAUAUAUGGAAACUAUUAAAAUAAUUAA